Beauveria bassiana ARSEF 2860 is the source of this 1554-nucleotide messenger RNA. RefSeq names its product Cytochrome P450 CYP528A4. The transcript has 3 exons. Lineage: Eukaryota; Fungi; Ascomycota; Sordariomycetes; Hypocreales; Cordycipitaceae. The coding region runs from base 1 to 1554 and encodes 517 amino acids. Gene Ontology annotation, molecular function: iron ion binding; heme binding; oxidoreductase activity, acting on paired donors, with incorporation or reduction of molecular oxygen. The record is from RefSeq and is a predicted model, not a curated record.
AUGGCGAUUGAAAGCGCUUACCUACUUCGCUAUCCCUUGGGGGCCAUCGUCCUGGCGUUGGCGACCCUUCUCAUGGCAGUCAUCACACACAGGCUGUUCCUCGGGCCUUUCUCUCACAUUCCAGGGCCAAGGUUAGCCGCUGUAUCAAGUAUAUGGUACGCAUAUCACGCAAGAAACGGAACCACCGCUGCAAUAGCAAAACGGUUACACCGACGAUAUGGCCCAGUUGUAAGGGUUGGGCCUAAAGAAGUGUGGUUCAAUACCAAGGAAGCUUAUGAUCAUAUCUACAGCACGGGAAUACGUGGGUACGAGAAGUCAGAUUUCUACUGUCGGGUCUACCGCACAGCCAAUGCAGUCCGUCGUGAGCAAGCCGUCGACAAAGUAAUGAACGACGUGAUCAGGAAGUUCGACUCAAUAGACGGCGCGGAGAUCGAUUUGAAAGAGUGGAUGCACAUAAUUUCCGUCGAGUCACUCGGUGCCAUGGUGCUGUCGUGGUCACCAGGCAUGAUCAAAGCCGGAACAGAUCGCGCCACCAGUUACCAGAGCUACCUUGGCUGGCGCCGAAAGUCUGUCUUUGGACUGUUUCCUCUGAUAGUCAAGCUUGAAGUCAACUAUAAAUGGGUUGGGCGGUUAUUUGGCAUCGUUUGGGGCGUCACAUAUCAAACGCCCAAAGGAUUCAAGCCCUUCUUCCCCGUAUGUUUCUCUGAAUCCAGGCUUUACCAUGCCAGCCCGUCAUCGACUGCUAACGAAAGAAACCAGGAGGUGGCGAGAAAGGUAGCGCGACGAAUAAAGAACAAGUCGAAUCCGACUAGCAGCCAGAGGGAGGAUUUACUCACAGAUCUGAUAAACUUGCACAAGGACAAACCCGAAUUCACAGAGUCAUAUCUGCGAAAAAUGGCCAUUACCAACUUUGGUGCCGGACACGAAACUCUUGCGUCUACUCUGAUAGCCAUCAUGGCCAUGUUAGGAACGCACCCAGAAGCUCAAGCAACAGCAACACAUGAGAUCCGUUGCCAAAAUGCGGCAAAGUCACGAAAGCCAGGAAGCAACAUAAGCUACGCAGAUGCAUUGGAGCUGGUGUAUACUCGAGCUGUCAUCAGAGAAGCCAUGCGGCUUUACCCUGUCAUCAGCAUGAGCCUGCCACGCGUGGUGCCCCUUCACGGCAGCGGGCUGCAGCUCUCUGGGCUCCGUAUACCACCUGGAGCUACCGUGGGUUGCAAUCCCGUCUCCCUCCAUCGAAACGAAGAUAUUUGCGGACCAGAUCCCGACAAGUUUGACCCUCGUCGAUGGCUCGCCGGCAGCGGUACGCCAGACAAUAUCCGCGCGCUGGAGCGGUACAGCCUCAGCUGGGGUGGUGGCUCACGGACUUGUCCCGGCAGGCAUGUGGCUGAAAUGAUUGUGCUGAAGUGUGUCGUGCGACUACUCGACCGCUUUGAGGUUCGCGCGGCCGUUCCUCCGCCCGAGGACCAAGGCCCGACUUACUUUCUGGCUAUGCUGACUGGAGUUCGCGCCAGCUUUGUGCCUUUAGAGGAGUGUGGAAUGAAGCAAAGAUAG